Penicillium coprophilum is the source of this 2283-nucleotide messenger RNA. RefSeq names its product 3-isopropylmalate dehydratase LEU1 (gene luA). Bases 1 to 2283 code for a protein of 760 amino acids. Gene Ontology annotation, biological process: L-leucine biosynthetic process. Gene Ontology annotation, cellular component: 3-isopropylmalate dehydratase complex. The record is from RefSeq and is a predicted model, not a curated record. Gene Ontology annotation, molecular function: 3-isopropylmalate dehydratase activity; 4 iron, 4 sulfur cluster binding. NCBI's taxonomy places the organism in Eukaryota, Fungi, Ascomycota, Eurotiomycetes, Eurotiales, Aspergillaceae. The transcript is spliced from 3 exons.
AUGCCUUCCGCCGAGUCAAAACCCAAGACCUUGUAUGACAAGGUCUUUCAAGACCACAUCGUCAACGAGCAAGAAGAUGGUACUUGCUUGAUUUAUAUUGACCGACACCUCGUUCACGAGGUCACCUCCCCACAGGCCUUCGAGGGUCUCAAGAACGCCAGCCGAACAGUCCGCCGGCCGGACUGCACUCUGGCUACAGUUGAUCACAACAUCCCCACCACCUCACGAAAGAAUUUCAAGAAUGCCGCGGAUUUCAUUAAGGAGAAUGAUUCGCGUCUCCAAUGCACAACCCUGGAGGAGAACGUGAAGGACUUCGGCCUCACCUAUUUCGGUAUGGGUGACAAGCGUCAGGGUAUUGUCCACAUCAUCGGACCGGAGCAGGGUUUCACUCUGCCUGGCACAACUGUCGUCUGUGGUGACAGCCACACCUCCACACACGGUGCUUUCGGUGCUCUUGCAUUCGGUAUCGGAACUAGUGAAGUCGAGCACGUCCUCGCAACCCAGACACUCAUUACCCGUCGCAGCAAGAACAUGCGCAUCCAGGUUGAUGGCGAGCUUCCCGCUGGCGUCACUAGCAAGGACGUGGUUCUUCACAUCAUCGGUGUCAUCGGCACUGCUGGUGGUAAUGGUGCUGUUAUUGAAUUCUGCGGAUCCGUCAUCCGUGGACUGAGCAUGGAGGCCCGUAUGUCAAUGUGCAACAUGUCCAUUGAGGGUGGUGCGCGUGCCGGUAUGAUUGCACCCGACGAGAUCACUUUCGAAUACCUCAAGGGCCGUCCUCUCGCUCCCAAGUACGGUAGCGCAGAGUGGAACAAGGCCACCAGCUACUGGUCCAGCCUGAAGUCGGACGCUGGAGCCAAGUACGAUAGCGAGGUCUUCAUUGAUGGCAAGGAUAUCAUUCCUACCAUCUCAUGGGGUACCUCUCCCCAGGACGUGGUCCCCAUCACCGGCGUUGUCCCUGGCCCCGAUGAUUUCGAAGACGAGAACCGCAAGGCCUCUUGCAAGCGGGCUCUCGAGUAUAUGGGUCUCGUCGCUGGUACACCCAUGAAGGAUGUUGUGGUUGAUAAGGUCUUCAUUGGAUCUUGCACAAACGCCCGUAUCGAGGAUCUGCGUGCCGCAGCUAAGGUAGUCAAGGGCCGUAAAAUUGCAUCCAACAUCAAGCGCGCUAUGAUCGUCCCUGGAUCUGGUCUUGUCAAGGAGCAGGCUGAGUCUGAAGGUCUUGACAAGAUCUUCACUGAUGCUGGUUUCGAAUGGCGUGAGGCUGGCUGCUCCAUGUGCCUGGGUAUGAACCCAGAUAUUCUAUCUCCCAAGGAGCGCUGUGCUAGUACCUCCAACCGUAACUUCGAGGGUCGCCAGGGUGCCCAGGGCCGUACCCAUCUCAUGUCCCCCGCUAUGGCUGCCACCGCUGCCAUUGUCGGCAAGCUCGCUGAUGUUCGUGAACACGUCGUCGCCAGCCCCGUCCUCGGCAAGGCCUCACCCAAGGUUGAUGUUCAGCAGCCCAAGUUCGCAUCCCCCGAGACCGAGGAUGAACUUGACCGCGUCCUGGACUUCCCUGCCGACAAUGAGCCCCACGCCAACUCUUCUGCCCCUGCCAGCGGUGGUGGCAAGAGCACCGAUCGCGCCAACGUCGACACCGAUGCCAUCAUCCCCAAGCAAUUCCUCAAGACUAUCAAGCGCACUGGUCUCGGCAGCGCGCUGUUCUAUGAGCUCCGCUACACCGACGACAAGGAGAACCCAGAUUUCGUCCUGAACCAGGGCAUUUACCGCGACUCCAAGAUUCUGGUUGUUACCGGCCCCAACUUCGGCUGCGGUAGCUCCCGUGAGCAUGCCCCCUGGGCCCUGCUAGACUUCGGUAUCAAGUGUAUCAUCGCCCCCUCCUUCGCCGACAUCUUCUUCAACAACACCUUCAAGAACGGCAUGCUGCCUGUCGUCGUCUCUGAUGAGGUUGCUCUGCGGAAGAUCACCGAUGAGGCCCGCGCCGGCCGUGAGGUCGAGGUUGACCUUGUCAACCAGGAGAUCAAGGAUGCUCAGGGUAACAAGAUCACCUCCUUUGAGGUCGAAGAAUUCCGCAAGCACUGCCUUGUCAACGGCCUCGAUGAUAUCGGUCUUACUCUCCAGAUGGAGUCUAAGAUCCGCAAUUUCGAGACCAAGCGCACCCUCGAGACCCCUUGGCUGGAUGGCAGUGCUUACCUUCGCCGUGACCGCCGCGGCGCGACUAUGGUCGAGGCUGCUCCAGUUCCCAAGACCAACCGUGGCGAUGUGAAGAACGAGCCUCUUGAGUGGUAG